GCCGCAUUCGACGAGCAUGGCGACGACGACGUGGGAAGGCUGGGUGCACAAGCAUGGUGGGCUCUUCCCGAGCUGGAAGAAGGUGUACCUCGUCGUGCACGGGCGCCAGCUUGUGUACCUCGACAGAGAAGCGAGCAACCCGCGCGCGAAGGAGAAGGCCAAGGCGACGCUGACGGCCGUCGCCCGCAGCACGGACGUCAAGAACGGUUUGACCAUCACGGGCGCCGACGGCAAGCACACACGCAUCUACACAAAGACGAGCGAAGAGGUCACGGGCUGCCUCAACGCCAUGAGCGCGGCGCUGCGCCCCGAGCCCAAGCCGCGGCCGUCCAUGGACCGCUUGCCCGCGACGCACGCCGGCUGGCUUGGUAUGGACGCCAAGGGGCCCAAGAAAUGGUACUUUGUGCUCACGGGGGCCGAUCUGAGCAACUACGAUCGCAUUGGCGGCGCCGAGAUUGGCCGCGGUCGCCUCGCCGACAUCCAGCCCUCCGAGCGCCCGACGUCGUUUGCGUUUGUAUUUACGAACGGCCGUCUUUUGCCCGUCGCCGCCGAGUCGGCUGCCGACGCCGAUGCUUGGAUCAGCGCCGUGUGCAGCGUGCUCAACAAGCCCAAGCCGAUCGCGCCGCGCCACUCGAUCGACGCCCCCCUUGCCGGUCGCCCAUCGAUGGAUACGAGCGUCACGCGUGCGCCCGUGUCGGAGCCCAAGCCGGUCCGCGCGCCCGUUGCGGCGCCGCCGCGCAGUGAGCCGACGCCCGUGCGACAGUCCGUGCCGCCGCCAGUGCAACACCAAGCGCCCGUGCAACACCAAGCACGUGUGCCAGAACCGACGAUCGCGCCGCAAAGCAAGCCAGCGAUCGCCCGACUGGAGCCCGAGGCCAAGCAACCAGAAUUUACGCUACCACCGCCCGUCUCGACUGGAGGGAUGAAGCCGCGCAAGUUUGCGCCCGCGCAGCCGCCAAAAGCGCCACUCAUGAAGCCGCCGCGCGCGCCGCAGCCCGUGGCGCAAGAAGCGCAUUUCGCCAACAACGCGGCCGAGGUGUGGCAGAUGACGGACCCGUCGCUCGUGCAGGCGUGGGUCGAGCACGGGAAGGCCGCGCCCGUGGCCGCGCCCAUGCCACCGCCCCAAUCGACGCAGAAGCUCUCGUCGUUCUUGGACAAGUACAACAUGCGGCCAGAAGGCAUGGCCGCGUCGAAUGCUCAAACCUCAUUAUAAGCAAAGAUACCUAUUUGUUAUUGCAUA
Messenger RNA from Saprolegnia diclina VS20, 1240 nucleotides. RefSeq lists its product as hypothetical. NCBI's taxonomy places the organism in Eukaryota, Oomycota, Saprolegniomycetes, Saprolegniales, Saprolegniaceae. The coding region runs from base 17 to 1213 and encodes 398 amino acids. The transcript has a single exon. The record is from RefSeq and is a predicted model, not a curated record.